Grosmannia clavigera kw1407 is the source of this 2532-nucleotide messenger RNA. Its product is annotated as phosphotransferase-like protein. The record is from RefSeq and is a predicted model, not a curated record. The transcript has a single exon. Bases 1 to 2532 code for a protein of 843 amino acids. NCBI's taxonomy places the organism in Eukaryota, Fungi, Ascomycota, Sordariomycetes, Ophiostomatales, Ophiostomataceae.
AUGGCUGUUCAUAUCAACUACCAAGAGCUGUUCAAAAAGGCAGAGAGCCUCUUCAAAGCAGCAGAAGCCCGAGCAGCCGAGGCAGACGCUCAGGUGAAAGCAGCGGAAGCCGAGGCAGAAGCUGCGAAAGCCGAGGCAGAAGCUGCGAAAGCCCAAGUGGCUGAGGCAGAUGCUCGAGCAGCCUUGGCAGAUGCCCGAACUGAAGAAGCCAAUGUUUGGGUGAAAGCUGCUCAGAAGCAGCUUGCAAAAACAGCGUUCUUCGAAUUUCUCGACAUAUGCCACAGCAACGUCUUCAUGAAGCUCGACGUGGAGAGAAACAAGCUCCUCUCGACGACCGGCGGACUGACGAGCGUGGACGGAAAACAAUACCCUCGCAGCCUUCAGCCGUGGACCGAGUUUGAUGCCCUGCACGACGAGAGCUUUGCGGUCUUUGAGCGAGCAUUCCGUUCGCAGGAACUGUUUCCUUCGCCUGCUGGCCUAGGGUAUCUUGCCGACAAGCUGAGCGACAAGAAGCUGGCCAGCGAGGAGGACUUGAAAAACUUUGAGUGCUUAGCUGUCGAAGGCUGCGUGCUCGACGUCCUCCCCCGAUUUCUCGAGCUUGUCAGCGGCGACACGUCGAUAUUUCCAAUGACCGACCCUCCCCGCGCCAUCUCUUUCAACAACUACCCGUUUGGCGUCAUCGCCGCCGAAUCAGACGAGGAACACAGCGAGCCUGAAGCCGAAGUGGAAGCAGACGAAGGCAGCUCCUCACAGCGGGAGCAAAGCCGAGGCCGGACUCAGCACCGGCCUCUCCGCAAACCCCUGCUGAUCAAGGACGACCGGCCGGCGUAUAUUGGCGCACUCGGUACUGCUAAGCGGGAUAUGGAUGCAGCCGCAGCAAGGGCGGCGGCAGAAGCGGAAGAACGAGAGACAUCGGGCCCACCGAUGAAGCGGCGAUCACCAGAGCGAACCAAGGUGCAUCCGGACCAGUGGUGUUUCCGGCACUGCGCAGACGACACCAUCGACGCCCGGCCGCUCUUUGUGAUCGAGUACAAAGCAGCACACAAGAUUAGCGAUUCUCUGCUCCGCGAUUGUCUCGUUCCCGAGACGGCGGCUUCCCUGAUGGAGGGCGCCAUCCGAACGGUUGCUGGCCAAAACAAAGCCGACAACGUAGCCACGGCCAAGCGAGACAUUGCCAAGGUAUUCACGCAAGUCUUCCACUACAUGAUCGACUACGGCCUGCAAUACAGCUACGCAACCACCGGCAAUGCAUUGAUUUUCCUCCACAUCGACCUGAAGCAGCCGACGACGCUUUACUACCACCUAGAGGAGCCGAUCCGGGCCGUACAAUCAGCCGAACGCGAGGACGUCAAACGCUCCGCUGUUGCGCUUGUGCUCUCGUUCGUGCUUAUGUCGAUGAAGGGCGAGUACAUGACACAGCGGUGGAAGAAGAGCAUACACAAGGAGCAGCCCAAAUGGCCCCAGCCAUAUGCAGACAUGAAGGACAUGAAGGACAUGCCUACCAACACUUUGACCGAUGUGUCGCUUGGUACAACGACAGCCACCCUGGCUUCAAGGACGGCGGAAGCCUCUAGAGACCCUCAAAAACGAAGCAGCACACACCGACAAGGCCGCGAUGACGAGCGGAACCCAAGCCCAAUGUCCCUCGCAAGCGACACGACACGAUCAUCAUGUGCGUCGAGCAAUGGCACGGUCGGCACAGCUACAACGCAGGUGGAGCCGGACUGUUCAUAUGCAGGCAAUGUCCCUGUAUCGCCGACUCUGGCGUUCUGCACACAGGCGUGCCUAUUGGGCCUUAAGACAGGCGGCAAAAAGGACCCGCGCUGUCCUAAUGUUCAUCUACACAGGCGAAGCGACGCAGAGGAUGAGCAGCACCCGAUUACGGCAGACGAGCUACGAACGAAACUCACGCAGCAGCUGGCUGACGACAUGGACCACGAUUGCCAGAACCUUGAGCGGUACGGCAUGUACGGCGCGAUUGGGGCGCUGUUCAAGCUAGCGCUAAGCGAAUAUGGCUACUGUUUCGUGGGCAAGGGUGUGCAGCGGGUACACUGCAAGCAGUUGGAGCAGGAGGCCUUGGCAUACAGCUUUCUGGAAGCGUGCCAGGGCCAGCUGGUGCCAGUGGUGUUUGGCGUGAUCGAGCUGGAAGACGAGUACUGGACUCAAUGCGGCGCGCACAUCUCGCACAUGAUGCUGAUGUCGUUUGCCGGUGAGUCGCUGUGGCACCACGGCCGGAAAACGCACAACCCGUCGCUCUACCACGAGGAGAUGAUGCGCACGCUGGAGGAGCUGGAGCCCUAUGGAGUGGUGCACGGGGACGAGAACAACAACAACAUGGUGUGGAAUGAGGAGCUGCAGCGCGUCAUGGCGAUUGACUUUGACCGUGCAGUAGUACCGCCGCAGCCGGCAGACGCUGACCUUGCAAAGACACUGUCUGCAGGCGGACAGGACAAACGGAAAGAGGCAUUUGACGAACACGAUAAAAAGGAGACGAAACGCGCUAAGCUAGAAGCGGACGGCACAACACCGUAA